CAGCGUUCUUCUUAUACUGGAAGUAGUUACUUCUGACCUUGGCCCCCCGUCCCAUCCCCUGGCUUCUGAUUACAAGGCUUUUCGAUUCGUAGGGCUUCUUUACCCUACUUUACCCACCUCAGGCAUAGAACCCGCCACGCUCCAGUCCAUACCCGGGCCCUUGACAACCAUGCUCUCCAGAAUCCUCAUUGGGGUGGUCGUCGCCGUGGUUGUCUACCACUCCGUGAAGCGAAUCUACAACACGAUCCGGUACUCUCUCGCCCGCAAGAGACAUGGCUGCCCCAAGAUCCCCCACUACAAGCACCUCGAGCCCAUCUUCGGUCUCGACUUUGUCCGUUCCAUGAUCAAGGCGCUCAAGGAGGACCGGUUCCUGCAGUUCCAGAAAGACCUGUUCGCCUCGCAGGGGUGCAAGGCCUUCACGGCCACCUUCAUGGGCCAGCGCAUGGUCUACACGAGCGAGAGCGAGAACAUGAAGGCCAUGUCGGUCGCGCCGCGGUGGCAACAAUUCGGGGUCCAGCCCAUCCGCCUCGGCAACAAGGCGGCCACCCCCUUUACUCAGCACGGCGUCACUACGACGGAUGGCCAGUUGUGGCAAUACAGCAGGAACUUGAUCAAGCCAUACUUUGACCGUUCCGGGUAUUCGGAUCUCGCACGGUUGGAGGCGCAUGUUGAUGGUUUGAUCGAUCUCUUUCCCAAGGACGGAUCCUCGUUCGACAUCCAGCCCAUGGUUAAACGAUGGUUCCUGGACACAUCCACCGAGUUCCUCUUUGGCAAGUCCGUCCGCUCCCUCGGCGAACCCGACGAGGCAGAGAUGGCGUGGGCCAUGAUGAUAGUGCAGCAGGGCAUACGUCUACGUCUGCAGCUGGGAAAGCUCGUCGCGUUCCACCACGAUCGGAAAUGGUUGGACCAGAUCGCCGUCGUCCACCGCUUCAUCGACGCGCAUAUCGACCGGACCUUGGCCGAGAUCAAGAAGUGCGAGGAAUCCGGCAUCCCCUCCGACCGGACCGACCUGCUCUGGACCAUGGCCAACCAGCUGCGGGACAAGCUGGCCCUACGCUCCCAGAUCAUCGGCGUCUGGGUCCCGUCCAAUGAUACGACCUCUAUUCUCAUCAGCAAUGCAUUCUAUGUGUUGGCUCGCCACCCUCAUGUUGUCACGAAGCUGCGCGAGGAGAUGCUGGAACAUGCACCGCCGGGAAAACCCAUUACCUGGGAGUUGUUGAGGUCACUCUGUUAUUUGCGUUAUGUGAUAAACGAGACCCACCGUCUCUACCCAAACGGCAUCCAGAUGGUGCGCGUCGCCCUCGAGGACACCACGCUGCCCGUGGGCGGCGGCCCGGCCGGCGACCGGCCCAUCUUCGUCCAGAAGGGCGACAUCGUCCACGCCAACCGCUACCUGAUGCACCGCGACCCGGACAUCUGGGGCGCCGACGCCGAGGUCUUCCGGCCCGAGCGCUGGGCGGUGGAGCGGCCGCUGUGGCGGUUCGUGCCCUUCGGCGGCGGCCCGCGCAUCUGCCCGGCCCACGUGCUCGUCGACACGGAGGCGAGCUACGUGCUGCUGCGCGUCUUGCAGCAGUUCCGGGAGGUUAUCCCGCGCGAUGACAGGCCGUAUACGCCGGUUAUGCGGAUCGGGCCGUCGAGCAAGUAUGGUGUUAAUAUCAGUCUCGUGCCGGCGUAGGUGGUCAAAGCUGGUGUGGUGGAGGAGACAUGAGUCGAUGUGUUAAGUUUUAAGGGGGUUACGAUCGACUAUUAGGUACCUUAUACUAGGACGAGUUUGAGCAUUCCGCAAUCCAACG
This is a messenger RNA of Chaetomium fimeti, 1793 nucleotides long. RefSeq names its product cytochrome P450 monooxygenase. The record is from RefSeq and is a predicted model, not a curated record. The transcript is spliced from 3 exons. Bases 170 to 1675 code for a protein of 501 amino acids. Lineage: Eukaryota; Fungi; Ascomycota; Sordariomycetes; Sordariales; Chaetomiaceae. Gene Ontology annotation, molecular function: oxidoreductase activity, acting on paired donors, with incorporation or reduction of molecular oxygen, reduced flavin or flavoprotein as one donor, and incorporation of one atom of oxygen; iron ion binding; heme binding.